UUCAUGGCAAAAUUACAACCUGAACCUGUUUUAAACCCUAUUUACUGUCCAUUGACACUGAAAGCAACUCGAUUUUUUUACUAAUUAAACUACAAUUGGUCGUUUAAAAAACAAUUUCUGGAUAAAGAAAUGGGUCGGGUGUGGAUCCUUUGGGCUUGACUUCUCUUUCCUUUGAAUUUUGUGGCAACAAUGGCGGAUUCUAGGUUGUCCAGGCGACCACGGGUUUUUUUGACCACCCCAUAUUCUAUUUCUCAUCAUGCCCUUUACACACAGGAACCAGUCAUAGGAGAAAUUAGGGUUAGUACUUUCUGUAGGGUUUUAUAAGCACUUGGUUUGGAUUUUUUGUGAUGGAACAUGGAUGCAAUAUCUCCAAUGCGCUAGGGCUUAUAAGCAUUUAGUUUGAUUCUGGUUCGUUUCAGCUCAAUUUGAAGCUAAAUGGUGCCAAAUACGCCCUUCCAGUGCAAAGCUUUUUAGACAAUAAGUUCGUUGACAACAAUGCAACUUUGCUGCCUUAAUUUGCGGAGAAGGCAGAAAGCUAGUGACACACUACAAGCCAAAGAGUUUUCUGCAAAGAGGAACAUCAAUCUCUUUUCCUACAAACAGUUAAGGUCUGCCACAAGGAACUUUCAUCCUGAGAACAGGAUUGGUAGGGGUGGCUUUGGAGUUGUCUACAAGGGAAUCCUACGUGAUGAAACCCAAGUUGCCGUAAAGUUACUUUCUGCUGAAUCAGCACAAGGACUAGAUGAAUUCCUAACAGAGAUUGACACGAUCUCAAAUGUUACACAUCCCAAUCUUGUUAAGUUGAUUGGGUGUUGUAUUGAAGAGGACAGCCGCAUGUUGGUUUAUGAGUAUCUGGAGAACAACAGCCUUGCUUAUGCUUUACUCGGAUCAAAGGGUAAAAGGAUUGACUUGGACUGGAGUAAAAGGGUUGCAAUAUGUCUGGGCACUGCUCAUGGUCUUGCAUUUCUUCAUGAGGAACUUGAGCCACAUAUUGUACACAGAGACAUCAAGGCGAGUAACAUUCUUCUUGCUAAAGACCUUGUUCCUAAAAUUGGAGACUUUGGUUUGGCGAAACUUUUCCCGGAUAAUGUUACUCACCUUAGUACGCGAGUAGCAGGAACAAUUGGAUAUUUGGCUCCGGAGUAUGCAUUGCUUGGCCAGUUAACAAAAAAAGCAGAUAUUUACAGCUUUGGCAUUCUCAUUCUUGAAAUAGUUAGUGGCAGAAGUAGUUCCAAUACAGCAUGGGCAGCAGAUAAAUAUGGUCUUCUAGAAUGGAUAUGGGAAAUGAGGGAAGAAGGGAGGCUAUUGGAGGUGGUGGACAAUGACCUACAAGAAUUCCCAGAAGAACAAGCAUUACGCUUCAUCAUCAUCGCACUCUUCUGCACCCAAGCUGCAUCAAACCAGAGGCCCAACAUGACUCAAGUGGUGGCCAUGCUAUCUACAAAGACCCCCCUUAAUGAGAAAUCGCUGACAUGCCCAGGUAUCCUUAAAAACACUGAUAAACUUUAUAAGGCAUCAGGUGCCUCUACUUCGAAGACCUCAACCCAAAAAGGUAAACAGUCGGCUCGAACCUCGACAUCAACUACUAUAAGUAACUUUGACACUUCUCAUGUGAGCAUGACACAGUUGCAACCAAGAUAACCAGUUUUAAAGAAUUGAGGGAAGGUAUUCCAUGAUCCAAUGAAGUAUGGUAUUGGGUUCUCCAAAGGGACAGUAACUAUCUAUUCUUGAUGAUGUGGUGGAGAUUUCUUCAUAGUGGGGCCACUGUGUUGCAUACUCCAGAGGGACAUUAUGGUCUACUUUUCUUAAGUAGGCUGUUUUGAUUUGCUAAGAUUAUUCACAAGAUUGGGCCGUGGUUCUCAGCCACUGGUGUUUUUCAGAUGACUCCCAUUUGUUUUGCGAAGCAAAUAUCAUUGGGCGAACUUACAAUGGCUUUCUAUACACAUAUAUUUUGUAUGUUUCUGAAUAUUGAUAGUCAUCCAAGCUUUGAUUGGAUGGUUGACAGUGAGCCGACAACAAUAUUAUUACAUUAAUUACAGCCUGACAAGAAUGGUUGGCCUCUAAUUUGUGAUGUUGUUGUGCUGCCAGCCAUCUUAUUAAAAUGGGAUGGCUAUUCGUCCAGGUUUCCUAAUAUCACUUUCUGUUUGGGGUGGUUGGGGGAAAGCUCACGUUUCAUAUCUAUAAGCUUACUGCAAUUAUGUAAGUGAUUUAUUAUUCUUUUAAUACAAUUGUUUCUUUUUAGUUU
Amborella trichopoda is the source of this 2245-nucleotide messenger RNA. RefSeq names its product Protein kinase superfamily protein. Gene Ontology annotation, biological process: protein phosphorylation. Lineage: Eukaryota; Viridiplantae; Streptophyta; Magnoliopsida; Amborellales; Amborellaceae. Gene Ontology annotation, molecular function: ATP binding; protein kinase activity. The record is from RefSeq and is a predicted model, not a curated record.